Messenger RNA from Diospyros lotus (date-plum), 957 nucleotides. Its product is annotated as increased DNA methylation 3-like. The transcript is spliced from 3 exons. Gene Ontology annotation, cellular component: nucleus. The record is from RefSeq and is a predicted model, not a curated record. Lineage: Eukaryota; Viridiplantae; Streptophyta; Magnoliopsida; Ericales; Ebenaceae. Bases 220 to 771 code for a protein of 183 amino acids.
UAUCUUACUGCGCAAAUUGAAAAUUGAUAAAUAUGAUAAAAAAAAAAAGGGGACAUCUCAAGCAAGCGUUCUUCAUCCCGAAAGGGCAAAGCGAAAGCGAAGCACUGUAACACUGGCAUUCACGGCUCAGAUUUGACGAUAACUGCAAGUCUCCAGUAAUUCUGGUCCAGAUAUCUAGAGAAGGUGAAGCAGAUUACAUAACAUAGUUGCAGCGAGAUAAUGGAAGGGAAUAAUUUCGAUGGAACUGGCAACUUACUGGUGGAGUUUCAAGGUGAACUGGAGAGAACACAAUACUCUGAUUCUUCGGAGGUGUCGCUGGUUCCUUGGACAGGCAGUAUGGAUGGGCCUUUCAUGAUGCCCCUUUUACCAGUUCCAAAUUCCGAACUGUUCAAUCCGAAGGCUUUCAUUGUCUUGACUGGAACAGCUAGAAUGGGGGGAAGUGGACCAGCUGUUGGAGCUGUGGAUAUUGGCGCGAGCAAAUCUGCAUAUUUUUUCCGAGUUGCCCUCCCUGGGGUCAGGAAGGAUCCUGCAGGUCAGUUCAGCUGUGAGAUUGAACGCGAUGGGAAGGUCCAUAUACGAGGUGUGACAUCAACUGGGGAAAGAACUGUUGCGAGACAUUCUCGUGUCUAUGAAAUGAAAUUUCAGCAACAAUGUCCCCCGGGGCCCUUCACACUUUCUUUCAGGCUGCCGGGACCAGUUGAUCCAAGGCUUUUUUCACCCAGCUUCAGAUCGGAUGGCAUUCUUGAAGCUGUUGUCAUGAAAUACAAAUAACAUGCCAUGUCUGCUUUCACGGUUAAUCUUUAGUAGCUCCGAAGGACUGAAUCUAACAUGGGACCUGUUAGGCUGCCCGUACAUAGAAUGGAGCAUAGGACCCCGGAGGCUAGACUGGUUGGUUUGUGUAUGUAAACCCAUUUUUGUUUUAGCAUAAGGUGCAGAACAGUGUCGAAUUCUCUCUCU